ACUGUUGUUUCCAGAACUACCUUGCAUUCGGAUUCCUCAGAACCAGGCUGUGAAAAUGCUGAACGUAGACCCCAUUGUGUUGGAAUCUCCUCAGAAGUUCUUCUUGCGUGUAAAACAGAAAUUGCAGCAGAAGCAGCAGCAAAAAGAUCCAGCACUUCCAAGCCCAAACAAGCAGAAUGUUCCUCCUCCCCCAGCUGCAGAAAAGCCAGUAAUCAAAUCUGCUUUUGGUGAGCUGCUCCCCAGUGCUCAGACAGCGUGUGUGGCUGCUGCUAAGGACAAUGAGGAUAAUUUCCUUGUGGAAUCAAUGGAUGCUGAUGAUGAAAUGUCUCUAAAUACAGUAACAAGUACUGUGGGUGUCUGUUCUACCCCUUCUGACCCUGGAGAUCAGUUAGAAGGAAGAUGUGGAAACAGAGAAGCAAAACGUAGUGAACUUCAAGAGGAGAAAGGACGGCUGCAGCCAAGCAAUCAGCGAGCUGAGCACAGAGCAGAAAAGAUAUUGGAGACUGCAGUUCAAAAACCCACACAGCACUUGUGCAGUGUUGUGCUCUCUACUCAUGAAGCCUGCAUGCCAAGGAAGCAGAAGCAGAAAGAAAACUGUAAUGGCCCUUUGGAUAAACCUCGGGCAGAUCAGCUUGCUGUCACUGCUGACAAAGAGAAAAGAAUCUGCCUUUCCAGCUGGCGCAUUAAAGUGAUGAGCGGUAACACUGCAGUGUGCAUCGAAGGAAAACGAAAAGAUAUGAAGGAUAUGUUGUGGCAUAGUAAUGCAGUUGUAGAACGUGUAGCAUACAACCAAGUUAAAACAUCAUCUGGCAAUAUCUACUUGCUACAGGGACAUAUAGAUUCUGUUUGGAUGAGAAAAGAAGGAUUUUCCUAUCAGUUCAUCAAAAGAUUUAUGUUUGGGUUUUCCAAAAGGUGGAAGGAAUACAUUGAGGAGUUACUCAAGGAAUUAAGAAGGAAAGAACACAAAAAAAGGAUUGGUGAGGAUAGAAAUGACGAGAUUGACUCAAUGGUGGAUACAGAUGAGGCGGAAAGUGCAGAAGACUCAGCAAGAGAUGUAAGGAAACGUGAAACAAGGAACACUACGUAUGAAGUGUUACCAAGGAAAGAUGAACACACUUAUCAAACACCAAACCACAAACCUGCACUGAAUGGCUCCAGUGGGACCUACACUCGGAGCGGCCGUCUGGUCAAACCACCGCUCAGCUUCUGGUGUGGGGAGCGUGAGUUUGUGGAUCAGGAUCUAAACGUUACGAUACAGAAAGGUGGGACAGAUUAUCUGAGCAUGAUGUAUAGUACUGAAAAACCUAAAAGAAAGACCAGUUCGCUCUCUAAGAUGAAGGAAAAAAAGGAUUCAACAAAGACAGUGGAAGAAAAAACAAAAAGCCAAGAUAAAGGGAAAAGUGAAGAAAAAAGAGUGAGUACUAAAAACAAAGCCACGUCCACGGAAAGCAGAGAGGCCAGGCGCUUUAUUUCAGAUGAUGAAAGUGAUCGUGCAAGUGAUAUUAAUAAAAUUAAAACAUGGUUUUCCAAUAAGGGGACUCGCUUAAAUACUGAAGAUGCAAACAAGCAUAACUGUAAUAGCAGAAACACAGGAACAAGAAAAGAGAAGACAGGAAAAGAAUAUGGAGAAGCGACUACAGGUCAGAACAUGUACUCCUUAAGGUCAGCCAGAAAGCCUUGUCAUGGUAAGCCUUUACCAGAGGAAUCCUCAAGCAAAGAUGGGGAAGAGGAAUCCAGUGACUACAUCCAAUUGACUGUCAAAAGGAAAAAGAAACCUUUUUUGCCAAAAGAGAUUCAAAACUCUGAAUCUUCGUCUGCCUGUGAAAGGCUGCAGGGCAGCACAAGUGAGGUGUCGAGCGAACGCCAGGCAGUCGCACAGUGCCCUGCUGCCUCCCAUUCUAUGCAGCUGAGGCAAAGGAUACCUGCCUUCAUUGACAGUUCUGAUUCCUCCGAAGAAGAAACCUCUUCUGGUGAGGAAUAUCACACAAAGGAAAAGAGAUCAGAAGUAUCCAAUAAAAAAGCAAACGGUGGUGUUAAUCAUAUUGCCAAGCCUUCAGCAGCAAAACCAAGUGAAUCCAAGGGGGAUAAGGUGCACAAAACUGUCGCUUUUUUUUCAAAGGCAGCCGAUGACUGGUCUCAAAAGGAACUGCAGAAGCUGCACAGGGCAGUGGCUUCGUUUCCAAAGCACAAGAAUGGUUUCUGGGUGGAGGUGGCGAUGGCUGUCGGGUCUCGUUCUGCUGAGGAUUGCCAUCAGAAAUACACAGAAGAGCAGGCAAAAACUUCCAAAAGACCUGCCACAAAGAAAACCACGUCAGGAAAGCCAGAACAGAAAGAUAAGACAGAGCCAGUUGCAAUAACUGCCAAAGUGGGAACCUUCAAAAGAAAGCAGCAGAUGAGAGAUUUCCUGGACAAUUUGCCAAAGGACGACCAUGAUGAUGUUUUCACUGCUACACCCUUUCAAAAUAGAAGAGUGAGGUUGCCAACGUUCCUGGGAAGCCAUGAUGAUGAUGAUGAUGAUGACUUCGCUCUUACAAACAACCCAAUCACACCUUCCUCAGCUAUCUUCCCUCUGGCCAAAACACCUCAGUGUGAGCACAUCAGCCCUGGUAUGCUGGGCCCUAUCAACAGGAAGGACUGCGACAGACACGUGUUCAGGAUGCAGAAAACUCAGGGCUGCAGGAGCAGUUGGGACAAAGUGAAGAAGCAGCAGGCUGGCACUUUGCAUGGCACACCAGCUUCGAGCAGAACCAAGUUCACCUUUGCUAAAAAAGCGCAGCAGAGCCCUGCUGUAGGGAAGCUCUUUGUGGCUGAGGCAGCAGAUGGUACGUCAGAUGAAGAACAGGAAGAUUCCUAUUUUUCUGUUUGAACUUUUGGAGGUUUUAUUUAGUAUUUAUGAACUUGUAUAAAAAAGCCAAAGGAGGAGCUUCAGCCACCUCUGAUGUGCUCCUGUGUUCCUGCUUGAAGCUCAUUUUGACUGACUUGGCCUGCAGUGGAGCUGUGGUUGCAGCACGUUGUGAGCUGGGUGCUGCUCAGCACUGAGGAUGGCUUCUCCUGUGUACAAAGUGGAACUUCCUUGCUCAGGUUCCCCCUUCCUUUGCCAUGUUUCUCCUGCUGAAGGCAGAAAUGUACUCCCAUAAUGGGUUCACUCUAAGAUAAAAUCUAGAAAUAUUGCUGUACAGUACUUUUUUAAUAACACAGUUUGUAAUGAAUUGAAAGUGCUUUAUACUUUGCUGAGAAUUUUUUUUAACAUGAAUGUAGCAGCAGUUUUAUGAGCUCUUAGAGAAGCAGUGGCCUGAAAUUAGUAGGGACUGUUAUAUGUAAGCACUUCUAAAAUACUGCUUCCUGUCCCCUGUCAGCAAUGCUCAGUACUUUUAGUGUAGUACAGAAGAAUAAAGCUUUGAGCAUCUCUUU
Molecule: messenger RNA, 3411 nt
Organism: Meleagris gallopavo (turkey)
Lineage: Eukaryota; Metazoa; Chordata; Aves; Galliformes; Phasianidae
Source: RefSeq, a predicted model, not a curated record